GGCAGCAACAGUGGAGCCAGCAACAUCAAUAAGAAGAAAGAUUUGUAGGGAAGAGUUCCAUCUCUCUCUCUCUCUUUCUCUCUCCCAUAUAGCUUUCUUAUAUUCUCUUCCAAUCCUCUCUAUUUCUGAAGGAGGAGAAAUAAAGCAAACUGAGGAAGAUGGGGAGGGGAAAGAUCGAGAUCAAGCGCAUUGAGAACACGACUAAUAGGCAGGUCACCUUCUGCAAGCGCCGGAGCGGUCUUCUGAAGAAGGCCUACGAGUUGUCUGUGCUGUGUGACGCGGAGGUCGCCCUUAUCGUCUUCUCCAGCCGCGGCCGUCUCUAUGAGUAUGCAAACAACAGUGUAAGGGGAACGAUUGAAAGAUACAAGAAGGCAUACGCAGAGAGUUCUAACUCGGGUGCUGCAGCUGAAACGAAUGCGCAGUAUUACCAACAUGAAGCACAUAAACUACGCCAACAGAUCAACAAAAUACAACAAGAUAACAGGCAAAUGCUGGGCGAAGGUGUCAGUGAAAUGUCAAUAAGAGAUCUCAGAUCUUUAGAGAAUAAAUUGGAGAAAAGCAUUUGCAGAAUAAGAAACAAAAAGAAUGAUUUGCUGAACAGUGAAAUCCAGUACAUGCAAAAAAAGAAUGAAGAUCUGCACAACGAGAACGCGUUUCUUAGAGCAAAGGUCUGCGAGAACGAAAGAGCGGAGCAGCUGCACAUAAACAUGAUGGCUGCAGCCCCGGCGGAGUACGAGUUGCCAUCAGCAGUAUCCUUCCAGCAAUUCAAUCUAAUGGAAUCCUCCCACCACCAAUACUCGCACCAAGAAAGAACUACCUUGCAACUUGGAUGACAUUGAAAGCCCAAAGUCUCAAGAUGGGGUCCCCUUGUGAAAACAUGAUUUCAAUUGUCUUCCCACUCCGAAUCUGCAGAUUUCACUUCCCAAUCAAGAAAACAAGGGGGGAAAGAAGAAGCCAAGAGAUGGAACCAGAUCAGAGUCUGACAUCAUUAAUCUUGGCCAUGUCUCAUUCUCUUAAACUGGUAUAAAAGUCUAAGCUAUACGAGGAGGCCUGUUUUAAUUUGGAGUAUGUCUAGCUUGUAAAACAUGUAACUUUGUGCAUUAUCUGCCCACAUAAAGCAUUGAGCUUUCAAUUGCAACAACAACUGGUAACACGAAUAUGUUGGCUCCAAUAUGUCAAUAUGUUUCUAUUUUUCUUUUUUCAUUUCAAUUAUUAUUAAAAAAAAGGGCACCAGGAAUUGAAGACUUGGCCAUUACUCCCCCUCAAGUUGGUUGUGCUUCCAUGUCGACGAUUCCCAACUUGCUUGUAAUGGAUUGGAACUUGUCUUUGUAGAAAGAUUUGGUGAAAGUGUCAUUAAGCAGAUCCUCAAUUUUGAUA
Nymphaea colorata (pocket water lily) is the source of this 1377-nucleotide messenger RNA. RefSeq names its product floral homeotic protein AGAMOUS-like. NCBI's taxonomy places the organism in Eukaryota, Viridiplantae, Streptophyta, Magnoliopsida, Nymphaeales, Nymphaeaceae. Gene Ontology annotation, biological process: positive regulation of transcription by RNA polymerase II. The coding region runs from base 159 to 833 and encodes 224 amino acids. The transcript is spliced from 9 exons. Gene Ontology annotation, molecular function: protein dimerization activity; RNA polymerase II cis-regulatory region sequence-specific DNA binding; DNA-binding transcription factor activity, RNA polymerase II-specific. The record is from RefSeq and is a predicted model, not a curated record. Gene Ontology annotation, cellular component: nucleus.